AUGCAUGUAGAUGUAAUGAAAUUAGUCAUGGAUAUUGAGGACACGCUCCAAAAUGAGUUAUCCUAAAAAAAUUAAGUUACCAUUUCUGAUCAUCAACAGCGAAAUUUCAGAUAGACUAAUUCCAGCAAAGUAUAAGUUAAUACUAGACAAAGUGGUAAGACGUCACAGUUUAGUGACUCCGAUGAAAGCUCACCAUAGAGUCAUUUAUAAGAGAACUAUACCAACUCGUCUGUUUUGUCAGAUUCACAAUAAUUUGACACACAGGGCAGGUUAAAAGAAGAAGAAAAAAGUUUAUAUAGUGAGAUAGUCAAAAUGACUAAAUCAGAAGGAAUCCACUUAGAGGAGCGCAAAAUCAUUAUAGACAUUAUGAAUGCAUCUAGUGCUCAGGAUUACACUGGUCUAAGCAAAAGGGAUACCAAAAAGGAUACAGUCAAGUAUACGCCUGAAGAAAUGGAGCGCCUCAAUUAGAGAAUCAACCUCGAAAUACUCAAAAUAAAAAGAGAAAAUAGAAAUUCACAGUAAAUUGAUGAAAUAGACACCAAAGAGCUAGCUCAAGGUAACGAUUAGAGGAGAAAGAGACUUCUAAGUCAUUAGAUUGACGAAGAUGGCAUUAAUGGUGAGAAGAGAACCAGUUAAAUAUAUAGAUAACCAGUGGUUCCCAUUGAAACAACAAGAAAAUCAUUAAAUCGGCGCAAUACAGAAAAGAGCAGUUCAAUAUCUAGACAAGAGUCACUUAAUACAGUAAGCGUUAAAUCAAGAGUCUCUAGAUCAAAGACUUAAAUAAAAAAGAAUUUGAAAUUCGACAAGCAUCCUCCGUAAAUCAUAUAAAAUCAGGAAUUAUUAGCUCAGGUUCUUAAUGGAGGCAAAAAGACUUUAAAGGUAAAAGAAUUAGUUGAACAGCACUAUUUGAAAAAAGGACUCGCUAAAACAAGACCCUCGAGCAUGAGAAGAAAUGAAGAUAAUUCUUAGAAUUAGGCUUCAUCCAUGAAUAAUAUAAAUAAGUAGGAAACACUGAAACAAUUGAAAAUCUAGACUUAGAUCAAAUAAAGUAGAACAAGUGUGGUAUAGCAGCAACUAAACUUGCAAGAUACCAACAAUAGUUCUAAAAUCCCUGAUGAUAUGAUAUCACCAUUGCCAAUCUUAAAACCAUAGCAGUCUCCAUAAAGGGUCUCUACCAAGGAGUCAAACUAGGAUCAAAAUUACCAGGAGAAUACGCAUUGCUUAUAAAUAUCUAAUAAUGACAAUUCUCAAGCCAUAGGAUUCAAUGAGGUCAUGGCGGAAUCUGACUAUCUCAGCUACUCAAGUGAUGAGUGCAAUGUAGGUCGAAGUAAAAGUCGAGGCAAAAGCAGAAACAAUCACACAAUCAAUGUUGCUCCUCUAGUUCAACAAAACAAAAAUAAAAUGCAACCGACUUCUCAGAAUAGCUAAAUGCAAACUAAAAAUGAUUCUUCCUGCAAGAAUAGAACUGUUAGCACUUCAUCUAAUAGCAAAAGUAUUAAAACUGCUUGGAGGAGCAUAUUUCCCAAUUCCUAUAAAAUCAACCAAAAGGCUUGA
Messenger RNA from Stylonychia lemnae, 1554 nucleotides. The record is from the annotation of a GenBank genome assembly. Lineage: Eukaryota; Ciliophora; Spirotrichea; Sporadotrichida; Oxytrichidae.